This is a messenger RNA of Anopheles cruzii, 3252 nucleotides long. RefSeq lists its product as uncharacterized. Gene Ontology annotation, biological process: axon guidance. Bases 1 to 3165 code for a protein of 1054 amino acids. The transcript is spliced from 10 exons. The record is from RefSeq and is a predicted model, not a curated record. Gene Ontology annotation, molecular function: guanyl-nucleotide exchange factor activity. Gene Ontology annotation, cellular component: cytoplasm. Lineage: Eukaryota; Metazoa; Arthropoda; Insecta; Diptera; Culicidae.
AUGUAUCACAAUAAUGGAGCUAUGGCGCGUCACGACGACGAUCCGGAGCGUCAGUUGUUGGCCGCGGGUUCGCUGGAGCACUCGUCACACUCGUCACACUCGUCGCACUCGUUGCACUCGCUGACGUCUCAGCGCCUGAAGUCGGCUGGGGAUCGUGUUUCGUGCGACAGCGGCAUCUCGCUGGAGGACCCGACACAACCGCCGGCGGUGGUGGUGGCCAGCCCGGGGGUGGUACGUCGCCGUACAGCGAAAUUAGGCCCCACGCCUGGUGCUGGUGGAGGCGGUGGACCAUCGUCGUACGUCCGCCGGUUGACGCAGCUUUUCGAGAACCUUACACACGAUGAACCGACGCUGAAACAACAGCCACACGGCCACGUUGCUGGGGCGUCUUAUCAUCAUCAACACCACUCCCACCAGCCAUCGUCGUCGUCGUUGUUAGUACACCCCGUUAGUGCGAGUGCCAUGUCGGCGACGGCGGCGGCGGUCCGCGAGACGCCAGUGUUCGGCUCGGCAAACGGUGCACCGUUGUGCCAAGUGGCGGAAGAGUCGCCAGACAGUGGUCGGCUAUCGCCACCGGAAGUGGGCGAACGGCCGCCACCACUACAACGUGCCGUUCCGUGCCAGGUGCUGCUGAUGGAGCAGCCGGCCGCCACUCCCAGCGCGGAAGUGAUGGAAACGGCGAGCGAGGCCUCGGAAGUCCCAACCCGCAGCAUACCCCCAGCGGAGGCUGGCGGCAAGAAACGACUAAGCCGUCGGCGGACCCAACUCCCGAAGCCGGCGAUCGCCAUCCAGGGGCACGAUAAGAUAAGUGAAGGAUUUGACGAUUACGACUACGACGACGAUGAGUUCGAUACGAGCGACGAUGAGACGGAUGACCAUACGAUGGUCCCCCAAGGCCGUCGGCCAAGCUGCGGCGACGACGACGGUGAUGAGUUUGGUGAAGAAUCAUCCACUCCGCUGGAUGAUCGGCCGAUGGUUUCGGAGGCACACAACGCGCUGGUGCCGGAGCACCCCAAAGCAUCGCCGCCGGGAGCUGUUCACGGGAGGCCAUACUACGACGAGGAGGACGACUUUAGCAGCAGCUCGUUCGACUCGGACUCCGACGAGGCCCUAACGGCGUACGUGGCGCGUCCCGAUUCGAAUAGUUCACUCAAAACAAGCCGCGUUACCAACAUUCUGCAGGAACUGCUCGAUAACGAAGCGAACUACGUGCAAACGCUGGGCCGUGGGAUCACGAACUACAUCAGCAUUAUGACGGCCAAGGAGCUACCUCCUGGGCUGCGUGGUCAGCGGUACCACAUCUUCGGAAACAUCGAAAAGAUCCACAGCCUGCACCAGAACCAGUUCCUGCCGAUGCUCCAGAGCAACCGGGCCAGCAUACAGGGUAUCGCCGAAACGUUUAUCCGGUUCCUGGAGCAUGACAAGUUCUACUGCUACAUCAUGUUCGCGCUUAAUCGGCCCAAGUCGGAGCGGAUAUGCAAUCGCAAUCUGGACUUCUUUCAGCGCCGUCAAUCGGAUGUGGACGAUAAGCUGGGGCUGAACAGCUUUCUGCUGCAGCCGAUCCAACGGUUACCGCGCUACAAGCUGCUGCUGGCCGAGAUCAACAAGGAAAUUCUGAAGCAAAUGGAAGACACACUCCUGGACUCGGUCAAGGACGAGAUCGGCAUUCUGUGCAAGGCCGAGAAGCGGUUGGAGCGGUUCAUCGAUGUCGUCAACGAGGCGAUGAGCAUCAACGACAUUCAGGAGUGCUACGAGGUUAACCUGUUCCAUCAGGGCAAGUUCCGGAAGAUGUUCGAGGUCGACGUCUAUGACUGGGACCACCGGCGACGCUACCCGGCCAAAAUGUUUCUGUUCGAGCGGAGCGUGAUCUACACCGAAAAGUGCAAGGCGCACCUGGAGUAUCGCGGUCGGUACGAUGAGUCGGAGAUCGGCCUGUACAACGAGAACCGCACCAAGGUUUACCUGUUCGCGAGGAAGCGUGGCAUCCAGGAGAUCGAGGUGACGUGCGGGGACCAGAACGAGGCGCAACGGCUCGCCAGUCUCGUCGAGCGGAUGAUGACACAGUUUGCACAGUUCGAGCGGGAACGCAUCAACUCCCUGACCGCCCGCCGGGACCUGCACGUGCGGGUCCCGAGUGUCAUCACGUUAAAGAACCACCGGCAUAGCGAGCUGUCGACCACCAGCACCAUCAACAGUGCGCGUGAAAGCUAUGAGUCGACAUCACAAACGACUUGGAGCACCGACAAACCGAUCGCCCAGCUGGCCAACAUGCAGAAGCACUUCUGCCAGAUACUAACCGCCAAUCGGCGCUACUACUUUCACGAGCUACCGGUCGAGCUGUCGGGCAAGAUAACGGAGUUUAUCCGCGUGUACGAUCGGUUGCUGAACGUGCACAUCAAACGGUUGUAUGCGGAUCUUUCGAAGCCCCACCUUGGGGUCGAUGAAGUGUGCGAGCUGUUCAUUGGGUACUUCAAGGACGGGGUUUUCGAUGACUACAACGAGUAUAUGCGACUGUUCAAGCCGGCAGCGGAAGUGCUGAAAAAUAUACACAAAGCAAGGCGCUCCAGCAUAACCGACAGCAUGGUGGCCCCGACGAUGGAUGAGUUUACCUUCCUGUGCGUGCAACACUGGAACAAAGUGCAGCACUUCUUCCAGGCGCUCGUGGUCCAGAUAGCCGAGCAGAUGAACGGUGGCAACAUGACGCAGCAGGACCUCUUCCGGAAGCUGGCGUACGUCGAAGUGCAGGUGGCGUCCUUCCGGCAGCUGCUCUUCCAAAACUACCGCCUGUUCAAUCUGGACGAAAAACUGUCACCCGACAAGCUCGGACUGGUCGUGUACUCCGACCGGGUCCGGUAUGACAACGAAACGAUCGGCUCCCACCGCGUGUUGCUCUGCGGUCGAUCCGUCGUUUGUGUAAAGUUCCACUUUGUGCGGGAAUUUGGGCGCCAGACGGAAAAAUACACCGCCUUCGCGUUCAUCGAUCGAUUCGGGCGUGACGGAGCCGAUCCGAACGUAAGGGUAAGCAAAAAGUCUGAGGUCCGUCUGAACGUGCAGCUCGCCGGUACGAAGAAGCACGCCAUCGAUUUCGGGAACACGGCCAAUCGGGACAAGUUCUACGGCCAGUACUGUGCCACUUUCGCCCGACAUCAAGACCGUGGCCUGUAGGUCUGUAUUUUAGCGCUUUUCAUUCACUCGCCAUCAUACACGGAUUGGUCAUAGCGCUCCGGGAGGGGAAUUAAUUGGUCAAUAAAG